UGCGAUAAGUGCAACCGGUCAUUUGGCAGCCAGAGUGCGCUUGAACAGCAUCGUAGCUCAUCAGCCCAUGGCUUGGUUUGUAAUAAGUGCAACCGGUCUUUUAGCAACCAGAGCGCCCUCACGCAGCAUCACAACUCAUCGGCCCAUGGCUUGAGUUGCAAUAAAUGCAACCGGUCUUUUAGUAACCAGAGCGCUCUUGCGCAACAUGUCAACUCAUUGGCCCAUGGCUUGGGUUGCAAUAAGUGCAACCGGUCUUUUAGUAACCAGAGCGCCCUUGAGCAACAUCUCAACUCAUCGGCCCAUGGCUUGGGUUGCAAUAAGUGCAACCGGUCUUUUAGCAACCAGAGCGCCCUUGAGCAACAUCUCAACUCAUCGGCCCAUGGCUUGGGUUGCAAUAAAUGCAACCGGUCUUUCAAAAGCCAGAGCGCCCUUGAGCAGCAUCUCAGCUCGCCAGCUCACAACUUGGAUUGAGAUAAGUGCGAUUAGUUAUUUGGCAGCCAGAGCGCUCUCGCGCCGCAUCUCAUCUCACCGGCUCACGGCUUUGUUGAGUGUCGCCGCUCUUUUGGGCGCUAGAGGUAGUCGGUGUUGGGUUGUCUGCGAAGUCAGCUUACAUUCGAAUUGACAAGUAUAAAAUCAUGAACCAAUGGUUAAAUAGCAUAUUUGGAGGUAGCGACUGUGCUCGACAAAGGGGUACGAGAGAAUGAAAGAGGAUAGAAGUAGCGUUUCAGUAAACCACUAUUAAGAAUAACUCAGCAAAAGAAUAUGUGGAACACAAGACUGCAAUAG
Hyaloscypha bicolor E is the source of this 786-nucleotide messenger RNA. RefSeq lists its product as uncharacterized. The transcript has a single exon. Gene Ontology annotation, molecular function: DNA-binding transcription factor activity, RNA polymerase II-specific; sequence-specific DNA binding. Gene Ontology annotation, biological process: regulation of transcription by RNA polymerase II. The annotation marks the transcript as partial. Gene Ontology annotation, cellular component: nucleus. NCBI's taxonomy places the organism in Eukaryota, Fungi, Ascomycota, Leotiomycetes, Helotiales, Hyaloscyphaceae. The record is from RefSeq and is a predicted model, not a curated record.